Molecule: messenger RNA, 3423 nt
Organism: Ochotona curzoniae (black-lipped pika)
Lineage: Eukaryota; Metazoa; Chordata; Mammalia; Lagomorpha; Ochotonidae
Gene: CPM
Product: carboxypeptidase M
Exons: 9
Coding region: 400-1752 (450 amino acids)
Biological process (GO): proteolysis
Cellular component (GO): cell surface
Molecular function (GO): metallocarboxypeptidase activity; zinc ion binding
Source: RefSeq, a predicted model, not a curated record
AGAGGAAGGAAACUGAUUCCGCUUUCAGUUUUAUAUAUCACUCUGACUUAGUAAAAUUCCAUUUGCCAUAUAAACGUGUAAGAAAACGUCUCUACAUGAGGACUGUUAAAACUCACUCUUUCUCUUCACUCUCAGACCUGGCUCCAGGUGGCUGCGGUACCACCAACCUCAGUGGAGUCUUCCAAGUCCCGGGGCGCAGGAUGGAUGGGCUGCAGCCGGGACGCACCUCCUACCUGUGGCGCCGGCUCUCGCAGGUGCUCAGGCAGCCAAGGCCCCGCCCCGGGGGCACCGCGCCGCACCGGAGUGGCCACCGAGGUGUCCAGGGGCGGGACCCUGGCGCCCCGCCCCCCGACCAAGCUAUAACUGCGGUCCCGGCAGGGCGGCCACGGGCGGCUGGAAAUGCGCGCCUGGACCCUGAGCAUGGACCUGGCGUGCCUCUGGCUGGGGCUGUUGCUGCCGGUGGUGGCUGCUCUGGACUACACCUACCACCACCAGGAAGCGAUGGAAGCAUUUCUGAAGCGUGUUGCCCAAAACUACAGUUCCAUCACUCACUUGCACAGUAUUGGGAAAUCCGUGAGAGGUAGAAAUCUGUGGGUUCUUGUUGUGGGCCGUUUCCCCAAGGAGCACAAAAUUGGGAUUCCGGACUUCAAAUAUGUGGCCAACAUGCAUGGAGACGAGACUGUGGGGCGGGAGCUGCUGCUCCAUCUGAUUGACUAUCUCGUCACCAACCACGGGAAGGACCCUGAAAUCACCAACCUCAUCAACAGCACCCGGAUACACAUCAUGCCUUCCAUGAACCCAGAUGGAUUCGAAGCGGUCAAGAAUCCCGACUGCUAUUACAGCAACGGAAGGGAAAACUAUAACCAAUAUGACCUGAACAGAAAUUUCCCUGAUGCUUUUGAAUACAAUAACGUCACCAGGCAGCCCGAAACCUUGGCUGUCAUGAAGUGGCUGAAAACGGAGACGUUUGUCCUCUCAGCGAACCUCCAUGGUGGUGCCCUUGUGGCCAGUUACCCGUUUGAUAAUGGCGUUCAAGCAACUGGAGCAUUGCUCUCCCGAAGCUUAACACCUGAUGAUGAUGUUUUUCAAUAUCUUGCAAAUACUUAUGCCUCAAUGAACCCUAACAUGAAGAAAGGAGACCAGUGUGAAAACAAAGUGAACUUUCCUAAUGGAGUCACCAAUGGAUAUUUUUGGUAUCCACUCCAAGGCGGAAUGCAAGAUUACAACUAUGUCUGGGCCCAGUGCUUUGAAAUCACGCUGGAGCUGUCAUGCUGUAAAUACCCUACUGAGGACAGACUGCCCUUCUUCUGGAAUGACAACAAAGCCUCCUUGAUUGAGUACAUGAAGCAGGUGCACCUAGGUAUAAAAGGUCAAGUUUUUGAUUAUGAUGGAAAUCCAUUACCCAAUGUAAUUGUAGAAGUCCAAGAUCGAAAACAUGUCUGUCCAUAUAGAACCAACAGAUUUGGAGAAUACUAUCUGCUUCUCUUGCCUGGGUCCUAUACAAUAAAUGUUACAGUCCCUGGGCAUGAGCCACACCUCACAAAGGUGGUUAUUCCAGAGAAAACCCGUAACUUCAGUGCACUUAAAAAGGAUUUUCAACUUCCAUUCCGAGGGCAACUGGAUUCCACCCAAGCAGCAAAUCCUUCAUGCCCAAUGAUUCCUCUUUACAAAAAUUUGCCAAGCCACUCAACUGCAACAAAGCCUAGUUUGUUCCUCUUUUUAGUGACUGUUUUGCACAUAUUUUUCAAAUAAAGUAAAAUGUGAAACUCAAUCCCCAUCACCACCUGGAAUCAGGGAUCACCCACUCCAGGUUACUGCAACUCUAACUCCCUCUAGUGGGACCUCAACUGGAUCAACUCCAGUCUUCCCAAAGAGAAGUGGAUGUUUCCAAAUCAUGCAAUAAGCAAUAUGUAUUAAUAAUGAAGGGAAUGACUCAGUCUCAAUAAUGAAUGAAUGAUGCCAGCCUAUCAAGUAUUGCUUAUUGAUCUUUAACUUCUACAAAUUUCUAAGACUCAAAUUUGAGACACAAAAAUAACAUUCCUACAAUGGAAAAGACAACUAAAGGAGCCAAUUUUGCAUGGAAAAAGAAGAUAUAAGCAACAAAAAUAAGCAUUGAUCAGUUACCUACCAAAUGCUAAACCUUGCCAUGAGUGCCAUAUAUGAAUGCCAUUGGUUCUCAGCCAAGGAAGAAAUGAUCAUAGGACUGGGAAUAUCUAGUUUUACAAAUGUUUAAUCUAGUUUUACAAAUGUUCGAAGAAACAGUGUGAAAAAAGAGAACCAUGUGUCCAAGGCCUGGGAAAAGGUGUCCACAAUGGGAUGACAAGUCUGCAGAGUCUCCAAGCAACAGGUCAGUUAAGUAACACUUCAUCCACCAGAGCUAGAGUCCUCACCUUCCUGAACCUGGACAUGGCAGUUAGGAUGUUGACCCCGAACAUCCAGCUCAGCCCUAAGCUUCAGACUCACAUCCAACUGCCCGCUGGACAUAAGCACCUGGACACAACCCGUAGGUGCCUCACAUACAUCGUGCUGAACACUUAGCAUGAUCUUUGCCUCUACAACUUCACUUCCUGCUAUACAAGAAAGUUCACUAAAACAAUUUUUGGUGCCAAAAAAAAAAAAUCUAUGUAUAGUGUCGGCAUGCUAGGUAUUUUCCCUGAGCUUCUUGAAGAUCCUUUCUGUCCUCCGUCUCAGUUACUAGUACCACUGCACUAGAAAUCUUGGAGGUGUCUGCAAAGCAACUAUUCUCUUGCCCUAUAGUCCAUCAACCAGUAGGCUGGUGUGAAUUAGAAAUAUUAACUCUACCUUCUGUUGCAAAAUGUAGGCCUCUCAUCUCACCUGUACCACAGCAAUAGCUGUAUUGGUCUCAUGGUCCUAACUUUCUCAAGCCCAUCCUCCAAAGCGCCGGGGAAGAGGGCUGCAGAGAACGACAGUCAACUGCUUACUGAAUGCACAUGUUACUUGGUCCCUGGCACUGCAGAGCCAUCCUGCUCACUGCAUUUUACUCUCCCUUCACCCACUAACACUUGGAGGUUUCAAUCCUAUUACCAAGUUUUGUGAACAGUCCUCCCAGCCAGGCAUUCUGGAAUAGGGCCACUCCUUUUUGGCCCGACAAAUAAACUGGUUAUGUUACUGGAUUUACAAUGCUGUAUUAGCCUUGCCUAGUAGAGUACGAGUUGUUUGAAGCCAAGAGUCUGUCUGAAAAAUUCAUUUGUGUAUCUUCAGAGCCCUCUACCUGGUUGGCAGUGAAUGAACAAAGUGUUCCAGCUUGUUGCUCGUAGUCCCAUCCACAGAUUGUAUAGGGCUUUGAGUUCAUUUUAUGAAGCUGGGGAUUGGAUGAUUAUCUGCAGUUCACUACUAAACACUGUCAGGAGUGUUUUUAGGUAUGCAUCAAGAGAACACUCUACCAAGGGCGUGGCGGCGUGG